Messenger RNA from Brugia malayi, 327 nucleotides. RefSeq lists its product as uncharacterized. NCBI's taxonomy places the organism in Eukaryota, Metazoa, Nematoda, Chromadorea, Rhabditida, Onchocercidae. The record is from RefSeq and is a predicted model, not a curated record. The transcript has 3 exons. The coding region runs from base 1 to 327 and encodes 108 amino acids.
AUGGAAAAUAUCAAUUCUCUUCAAACAUUAUCACCAAUGGUAGCAUUUUACUCGAUAUUCCUGGCAAUUUUUAUGGGUGCAUUAUUUAUGCAUUUUGCAUUCAACUUCAAAUUUUCACCAAAACAAUUUGCUAUCUAUCUUGAAAGUAUUCAGCAAACUCCGCUAUAUGCAUUAACCUUACCAAUUGCUAUAGUAUGGACAGAAAAACAUGUCAGGAAAACUGCCCAGGAAAAUUGCCGGAAAGCUAUGGAAUUAAAGGGCAAUGAAGCAGCUAAUCAUUACUUUACAAUUUUCGAAAGACCUGCAGGAAGAAUGCUUAAAGAUUGA